UCCUUCGCUCGCUCCCCGGCCUCAUCUUCCCAAUCACGACACACUGUUUGUUUGCUACAAGAAGAGGCAUCGACCUCCAAUGGCGACCUCCGCGCUAGCGCUGCUCGAUCAGACUCUGCCGUUCGGUGGCGGCGGUGGCUCGGACAGGCUCAGCAAGGAGAUCUUCUCCAUCCUGGAGUCCAACUUCCUGUUCGGCGCGCAGACGCCGGAGCUAGGCGCGGGCCGCGUGCGCGUGCUCUCCAUCGACGGGGGCUCCGACGGCGGCGCGCUUGCCGCGGCCGCCCUCGUCAGGCUCGAACGGCAGCUGCAGGAGCUCUCCGGCAACCCGGCCGCGCGCGUCGCGGACUACUUCGACCUGGCGGCCGGGUCCGGCGCCGGCGGGUUCCUCGCGGCGGCGCUUUUCGCGCGCCGGAUGACCGCGGAGCAGGCGCGCGACGUCGUGGCCAAGAACCGGAAGGUGUUCUCUGGGCGCGCUGGCCGCGGCGGGCUCUUUUCCUCGCGGCCGGAGGCGGUGUUCAAGAAGGUGUUCGGGGACCUCACCGUGAGGGACGCGGCCAAGCCGCUGCUGAUCCCCUGCUACGACAUGGCCACGGCGGCGCCGUUCGUCUUCUCCCGCGCCGACGCCGUCGAGGCCGAGGCGUUCGACUUCCCGCUCUGGCAGGUCUGCGCGGCGGCCUGCGGCGUUGGGCCGGCCGAGGUGGCGUCCCUCGAUGGGCGGACCAGACUGCGCACCGCCGGCGCGGGCGGCGCGGGCGUGGCCAACCCGACGUCCGUGGCCGUCACCCACGUGCUCCACAACAAGCAGGAGUUCCCCUUCGCCGCCGGCGCCAGCGACCUCAUCGUGCUCUCGCUCGGCGGGAACGCUGCCUCGGACCACCGCACGUCCUCCUCCUCUAGCAUCCUCCGCAUCGCCAGCGCGUGCCAGGCCGACAUGGUGGACCAAGCAGUAUCAAUGGCGUUCGGAGAGAACAGAGCAACCAACUACAUCCGCAUCCAGGGCAACGGCAUUGCUGCAGGAGCGACGGCGGAGGCGGCGAUGGCGGAGCGGGGUGUGGAGUCGGUGCUGUUCCGGGGCAAGAAGCUGAUGCCGGAGACCAACGGCGAGCGGCUGGACGGCGUGGCGGAGCAGCUGGUGCGGGAGCACCGCCGGAGGAUGGACAGCAAGACGCCCGUGGUGCUCAUCAAACCGUCGGCGACACCCCGGACGUCGUCGUCGUCAGCGUCCACGCUCAUCACCGUCUCCUCGUCGGAGUCGCCCUGAAGACCGGCGAAUAGACGACGCUGAUUAAUUAACUAGCUUUGGUUUCUGAGUUAUUUAUUCGUCGCUUGGCUUUUAGUUUAGCGCGGCGCCGGCACUAGCUAGAGUGUGUGU
This is a messenger RNA of Lolium rigidum, 1372 nucleotides long. Its product is annotated as patatin-like protein 3. Gene Ontology annotation, biological process: lipid metabolic process. The transcript has 3 exons. The record is from RefSeq and is a predicted model, not a curated record. The coding region runs from base 80 to 1261 and encodes 393 amino acids. Lineage: Eukaryota; Viridiplantae; Streptophyta; Magnoliopsida; Poales; Poaceae.